AUGUCCGCCUCUCCUUCCCCUAAUUUCUCCUUUUGCUUCACCUCAUGUCCGCCUCUCCUUCCCCUAAUUUCUCCUUUUGCUUCCCCUCAUGUCCGCCUCUGCUUCCCCGCAUUUACCCCGCUGCUUCCCCCCGUUUCCCCCUCUUCUCUCAUCGUUCCCCCCCUGCUUCCCCUCAUUCCCCCCCCCCCUCCUUCCCCUCAUUUCCCCCACUGCUUCCCCUCAUUUCCCUCUCUGCUUCUCCUCAUUUCCCCCCCUGCUUCCCCUCAUUUCCCCCUCCGCUCCUCCUCAUUCCCCCCUCCGCUUCCCCACAUUCCCCCCUCCGCUUCUCCUCAUUCCUCCCUCCGCUUCUCCUCAUUCCCCCCUCCGCUUCUCCUCAUUCCCCCCUCCGCUUCUCCUCAUUCCCCCCUCCGCUUCUCCUCAUUCCCUCCUCCGAUUCUCCUCAUUCCCCCCUCCGCUUCUCCUCAUUCCCUCCUCCGAUUCUCCUCAUUCCCCCCUCCACUUCUCCUCAUUCCCCCCUCCGCUUCUCCUCAUUCCCUCCUCCGCUUCUCCUCAUUCCCCCCUCCGCUUCUCCUCAUUCCCCCCUCCGCUUCUCCUCAUUCCCCCCUCCGCUUCUCCUCAUGCCUUCCCAUGCCUCCCCAUGCCUUCCCAUACCCCCCCAUGCAUCCCCAUGCCUCCCCAUGCCUCCCUCCGUGCACCCCCUUCAUCGCCUGCAUCAUGUCUUGCCCCCAUCAGGUGGUGGACGAGGCGGACCAGCUGCUGCACCAGUUCUACCACGACUGGCUGCCGCUCACCCUCGCCUCCCUUGCGGCUGCCCCUUCCGGUGCCACUGCUGCCACGUCAGCAGUCACCGGCAUGCAUGCUGACGUGGCAGUGAGCGUGCCGGUUCUGUGCGACGUCAUGCAUGCACAUGGCGGUGGCAGCAUGAGCGGUGUUCUCCCCACUCCAUUCAUCCACGGCCUGCAAUCUCUCAACCCCUGUGCCCCUCCGCCCGACAUUGAGCGACAUUGGGUGAUCGGGCUUGUUUGCCCUGCCACGCUCACCCGCGAUCCCUCCAAGAUUCAACGGCUCAGAUUGCACUUCCUGCUGCUCUCCGCCUUUCCCCCCGCCUCGCUGCCCUUCGCCUUUGCUGAGUUCUCCUCCCACCAGCAGCAGCGCCAGCGCAGGUUGACUACGAUGUUGUGCGUUCAAGAAGGGCACCCUUGCUUCACCGGUUUGAAGUGCUACUUACCAGCCUGA
Molecule: messenger RNA, 1236 nt
Organism: Closterium sp. Naga37s-1
Lineage: Eukaryota; Viridiplantae; Streptophyta; Zygnematophyceae; Desmidiales; Closteriaceae
Source: the annotation of a GenBank genome assembly